Molecule: messenger RNA, 537 nt
Organism: Cylicostephanus goldi
Lineage: Eukaryota; Metazoa; Nematoda; Chromadorea; Rhabditida; Strongylidae
Source: the annotation of a GenBank genome assembly
GAAGAAAUGUAUACAAACUUCAUGUGGAUUGUUGAGGGAGAGCAGGACAAGGGAUUGCUUGUUCAUAUCGACUCUAUUCGUAUUCCCGAGGAAAAUUACCAAGGCUACGAUGGUGUCAAUAAAAUUGGACUUUUCCUUUCCGAAGCCAUGGACAAUCCAAACGUGAACUUUGUCCUGAAUAACGGCCGACCAGGAAGUGUCAGAGUGGCUGGAUUCAUUCCACCAGCCGACAUCUAUCUACCGUACUCGAGAAUGGAAGUGUCAUUCUUUGCGCCUCCACGAAGUGAAUUCCGACUGGAAUGGAAGGUUGUACCGAAAAGAAAUGCGAAUUAUACGGAAGAAAUGGACCAGAAGAAUGCUACAAGGGUCUACACUUGCGGAACCACGCUGGUACCAACCUGGGAAUGGCAAGAAAUCAGCAACCCAACUGCUCCUGGAGAAACGAACUAUGAGAACAAUUUACAUUGUAAAUGGACUAUAGAAAGACCUAUAAUGACUGGAUUGCGCGUCAGGGUGAGGAUCUCGUUGGUGGCUUGA